Chara braunii is the source of this 6964-nucleotide messenger RNA. Lineage: Eukaryota; Viridiplantae; Streptophyta; Charophyceae; Charales; Characeae. The record is from the annotation of a GenBank genome assembly.
GUAGUGGCCAUAGUUGACAGGGUCUUAUCCUGUGGUCCUUAGGAAGUCAGUCAAUAGGUUAGUGUGUCCGGGUAGGGCGACGUGGUGAGGAGUGGGACCCUUGUCGUGCACCAACACCACGAUGGACGAUUACCCGAUGUAUGGGUUGCUGGUUGGGUUCUCCCUCUGGGGGACCCUCUGGCGUCUCCUCUUUCCUCUGGGAUUUUGGCAUACCUUUGCGUGUAGAGUAGGGCCCACUCGAAGUGGUACCGCCACCCAACCAUACACGAAGGAGGAGGAGGAGAAGAUGGCCGCCAUCCUGCAGGAGAGGAAGGAGAAGAAGGAGGCCAAGAAGAAGGCUUUGAAAGAGGAACAGGCGGCCAAACUAAAGAAGAUGGAAGAAGAGAUGGCCAGGGAGAAAGAGAGGUUGAAAAAGGAAGAAGAAGAGAAGCUGGAGGAGGUGGAUGAAGAAGAGGAAGGACCGCCACUGCAAAAGAGUGGGCAGCACAGCGGCAGCAGCAGUGAUGAGAUGGAGAAGAAGAUUUCGGAGUGGGUCGCCAACUUAUCCCUGGUUGAGGAGGAAGAGUUUGCUAUUUACAUCCCUAAGGAUGAGCAAGAAGCCGCCAUGAAGAAAUGGGAAGCAGAAAAAGAUGUUCUGACGCGGCGGGCGAUGGAGGAUGAACAGAGGAUGGCGUGGAAGCUCGCAGUGAUGAGGGAGAAGAAGAGAAGAGUGGAGGCGGCGAAUGCAGCAAUGCAAGAACUAGCGGAGAGCGUUGACCGGUUAGCUAAAGUGCAAGAAAAGCAUUAUGAGUUUAGUCGCAGCCAGGAGAUAUCCGUGCGUUCGAUGCGAACGGGAUUACGAGAUUUUGCUCGCGAACUAGUAGGCGCUGUGGGAUCCGAGGUAAGUCAUCGCCUCGAGAAGACUGAGCGUUUUUGUGUCGGCGCCAUCGAAGGCGUCAAGGUGGCCGCUCCCAAGGAGGAGGAGGCCCGUCCUCGCAGGGAGCCAGUCAAAGUCAACUUCCCUGAUUCCUACAGUGGGAAAAGGGAAGAGAACUUUUACAAUUGGGAGGCCAAUGUUAAGACCUAUGUGCAUUUGCAACAGGUCUCCCCGGAUCAGCAGGUCUUAAUUGCGAUCCAUGCACUUAGAGACGAGGCCGCCAGUUUCGCGAGAUCCCUUGUUCGUGCUGCCAACUGUAGUGACGAUCCAGUUGCGUACUCCUCGUUUACGUCCCUCAUUGAAUUCUUGAAGCUGCUGCGCGAGCAAUUCGCUGAUGUUGCCCGUAGUGUCAAAGCCUCAGAUAGGCUUCAGACAAUACACUCGCGCCAAUGGAAAAGUGCAAGGGCACUCAAGGGCACAAUGGAUGAGUUGGUGGCUGUUCCUGACCACAAGGUCACGGAAACCCAGUUGGUCAACCUUUUCUACCGGGCUAUGCCCGAAACGCUACGUGGUCACUUCUUUGAUAAGAGUCAGGUCACGUUCGAGGCGAAGUCUGCGUCGAUUUCAACCUUCUGGCACAAAGAUUUAUACAAGGGCAAAAAGUGGAAGGGCCGCACUAUCUUAGGGCAAGUCAAGACCAAGGAUAACCUUGUGCUCACUUUAGAUGAGGGUAGUGUGGACGAGAUCCCCUACGACCAGAUUGAGUGGGGGUUCGAGGAGGAGGACAGUAGUGUGGGCCAGGGGAGGACUUACGCUGCUGUCGCGGCUGGAGGGAGGCCGCAAGGAGGACGAGGCCAAGGCCAAGGGGGCCGGGCCUCAGGGAACCGGUUCCAGGGCGAUCAGGGGGUUGGUGGCAGAGGAGGGAACCGCCAAGCGGGAGAGGGAGUUCAGGCGUAUUUCCGCCUGAAGAAAGAUGGGAAGGUGGAGAAGGUCCUCCACUCCCUAACUCUCCUCGUAGAGGACAGCCUCCCAUUUGAUAUAGUACUGGGAAUGGAUUGGGGAAAGGCAGCCGGGGCAAUGCUCCAUCUGAAGGAGCACGAAUGUAGACUCCCUAGUUCUGGAGGCGAGGCUAAGACUGCGCGCCUGUUUCAUGUGUCAGGAGUAGAAAAUUCCUUGGCACGUUGCUGCCUUAGUGCCCCUGCGUUCGCCAGAUUGGUGAAGAAGGAGAAAUUAGAGGAACAGGUCUUUGUUGCCUAUGUUAGGCCCGUCACUGAGCCUACGGAAGAGAAGCUGAUGGACCCUGCGAUUGCCAAGCUGCUGGAGGAGUUUAAGGAUUUGACUGAGUUGCCGACAGGCACGGUGCCGUGGCCCAUCCAGCACCGUAUCGAGAUAGAGCCUGGCAGUAGAACUCCUAAGGGUGUUGUGUAUAGGAUGUCCCCGCGGGAGUUAGAGGAGCUUCGCAAGCAAUUAGACGAGCUCCUCGAGAAGGGUUGGAUUAGGCCCAGUUCGUCUCCUUUCGGAGCGCCUGUUCUCUUUGUUCCUAAGAAAGAGGGAGAGCUGAGAAUGUGCAUAGACUAUAGGGGUCUGAAUGCUAUUACAGUAAAGAAUGCCUUGCCACUACCUAGGAUCGACGAUCUCUUAGAUCGAGUGCAGGGGGCUAAGUAUUUCUCUAAGAUAGACUUAAAGUCCGGAUAUCAUCAGAUAGAGGUACACCCUGAUGAUCAGUAUAAGACAGCCUUCCGGACUAGGUACGGGCAUUAUGAGUUUAUAGUGAUUCCCUUUGGAUUAACCAAUGCGCCAACAACUUUUCAGCGGUGUAUGAAUGAUUUGUUUAGGCCGUGGUUAGACAGAUUCGUUGAAGUUUAUCUAGAUGACAUCCUAGUGUUUAGCCGGACCCGCGAAGAGCAUCAGGGUCAUCUCAGGCAAGUCUUGGAGAAGCUGAGAGAAGCUGACUUCAACAUCAAUGCAAAGAAGUGUGAUUGGGUGAAGACCCAAGUUUUGUAUCUAGGCCACGUCUUAGACGGAGACGGCGUUAAGCCAGAAGAUAGCAAGAUCGCAGCGAUUAGAGAUUGGCCCACGCCACGCGCAGUGUUACAACAAGACGAUGGCAAUGGCUAUAGACCCGUAGAGUUUAUGUCCGCUAGAAUGCCUUCAGAGAAGGUUGCGACAUCUACCUAUGAGAGGGAACUCUACGCUCUCAGGCAAGCVUUAGACCACUGGAAGCACUAUUUGCUUGGGAGACACUUCAAAGUCUAUUCGGACCAUGAAACGUUACGAUGGUUAAAGACCCAGGCCAAGAUGACACCUAAGCUUACUAGGUGGGCCGCCGAAAUAGAUCAGUACGACUUCGAGCUCAAGCCUGUCAAAGGGAAGUUCAAUGUAGUCGCGGAUGCUCUGAGUAGGAGAGCAGAUUACUUUGGGGCAAUAGUACAUUACCUCGAUAUAGGAAAGGAUCUGCAGCAGAAGGUUAGAGAAGCCUACGCGCAGGACCCUAUCUAUAGUGAGCUCCUCACACGAGUCAAGGAGGCCCCAGAGACCGAGCUGAACUACCGCACUACUGGAGGGUUACUCUUCGAGAAGACUAAUGUCUUUGACCGGUUGUGCAUCCCCAAUAGCAAAGAGAUCCGUAGUCUGAUUCUGGGGGAAUGUCACGACAUAGAGGGUCAUUUCGGUUGGCAAAAGACUUUGGCCAAUCUAAUGCGCGCGUAUACUUGGCCAGGGAUGAAGAAUGACUGCGUAGAGUAUGUUCGCAGUUGCAAAGUUUGUCAGCGUAAUAAGAGUUUUACUCGCGCCUCGCUAGGUCUUCUCAGACCUUUGCCCAUUCCGGAUCAGUCGGGAGACUCAGUGUCAAUAGAUUGCAUGGACACUCAAGUCAAGAGCAGGCAUGGCAAGAGCCAAGUCAUGGUCAUAGUUGACCGCUUUAGCAAGUACGCAGUUUUUGUUCCUUUGCCUUCUGAGGCGCGUACUGAUUUAGUCAUACAGAGGGUGCGAACGCAUAAUCCAAAGGGAAAUCGAGAUAGGGGAGAAUUAUCUAACGGGGUUGGCUCAACUAUUCGAGGAGCCUACCGAACCAGAAGGGCCACGAGGGCGAGAACGGAACACGCACCCACAGGCCUAGAGCUUAAGGCAACCAAGGUGGAGGUCAUACGCAAUUGGCCUCAACCCGUGAAUGUUCGCGAACUGCGCUCUUUUCUUAGUCUCGCGUCAUACUAUCGGAAGUUUGUACCCCGCUUCUCCAUUGUUGCGGGUCCAUUGUCUCGACUGACAAGUAAGAAUGUUCCCUAUUCUUGGGAUACCGCGUGCACGAACGCCUUUCAAGCUUUGAAAGACACCUUGGAAGUUCGCGGGAACACGAGGGUGAUAACCAAGGUCGCAAUAGUAAGGCGAGAUCCCCUUGGCUGGCGAGACGGCGUGGUUGUAGGCUAUCUCCGCGUGGGCAAGAUGGAGAUUCCAUUGUUGGUCGUCACAAACAAUCUUUCGGUGAAUAUCUUUAAGAGUUUUGUUCGUGACCUUGGUUUGACCAUCAGUCUGGGGGUGGUAAGAGGAGGAGAAGCGGAACUGGGUGCCGUACACCUUGUGGAGCCGUCGCCAGAAUCGGCUGAAAACUCGCGGGUCUCAGGGGUGGAGAGGGUGCGAGGGUUUCCACAACAGUGUGGUCUCGAUGUCCCGCGGUCUGGUGUGAUGGGUGGCGAGGCAGAACGUCCUGCACAGGGCGUGGGCGAGGGAGAGGAUGCCCAGCGUUCUGCGGAGGGAGAUGUUGCGAGAGAUGGGGAGGGUGUGGGUGUCGCGGAGGGGGACGAGGCGGACUUCGACGUCGAGGCACGCAUACAGCACAUGAUGGAGCCUGCACACUGUGUGGCGUUCUUACUGAACCCCCACCACCGAGAUAUUAAGUACUUCUCUGUGCAGCUUAACCGGUACCACACUUGGCUUGUUCGACAAGCCAAGAGGUAUCUGUUGUCUCAGACGGGCUUCGACGAGGGGGGUGCUCGUUACCUUGAGAUCAUUGCAUCGGGGGACUUGGAGAGGGUGGGUGUUCAUAGCGGGGCACCAAUGAUGGAGGAGAGGGAAAGACGAGCGGAGGAGCACGGAGUCGUCGGAGCGGGCGGAGUUGAGGGUAUUCGGGGUAUGGCGGAGGAGGCAGGUGGAGCACUGGAGAUGAGGUUGUCGUCCACGUUGGAGGAGAGACCAGGGGGGGACGAUAGAGCGCAGGUUGGCGUAGAUGAGCAAGGGGGGGACUUGGAGGAGGUGGGUGUACAUAGCGGGGCGCCACUGAUGGAGGAGAGGGUGCGACGAGCGGAGGAGCACGGAGCCGCCGGAGCGGGCGGAGUUGAGGGUAUUCGGGGUAUGGCGGAGGAGGCAGCUGGAGCAGUCGAGAGAGAGGAGGUCAUGGCGAGGGUCCAUGAUGGUGAGCAGGUUGAGAGAGUGGAGGCCGUGGCAGGGGUACACGAUGGUGAUGCGCAGGUUGAGAUGGAGGAGGACGUGGUGAGGGCAGAUGCUGCCGCGUUGGUUGGGGCAGAUGAGGGCAUGGCAGGGGGGGACUUCGCCCAUGGAAGAGGAGAGGGAGAGGACCACCUUGACCUGAUCGUCCAGCGUUUCAUCGAUGACGAGAUGGGUCCCGCACUAGCGGGUUUGACCCCGGGCACGAGGAGGGCAUUGGGGGUGUCAACAUUAGGAGAUAGGGAGGCGUCUAGGCUGGGGAUGGGGGAUUUCAUGGAUAUGUCUUUGGGGGGUCCUCCCAACCCUCGUGACGCGGAGAGAGAGGAUACGGUGUGUGCCGUGGCGGCCGCGGGUUUCUUCGCAGAGGAGAUCGGGCAUGCAUUUGCAGGACGGUUUAGGAGAGAGAGAGACACGCUUGAGCAGUGGUGCGAGGAGGUACGAGAGCAGCCUCGGGAGGAGCGUGGGGAUGCACCCGCAACAGAUAUCACUAGAGCUCCCCGUUCCUUGGUGCGGUUCACAGGCCUGCAGCUGAUGACAACGUCGUGGCCAGUUCGACCAUGUGUCCAGGGGUUUGGUCCUGGGGUGGUGGCAUCUAUUGAGGUACCACCGGUCAGAGUCUUGGAUUUAGGAUCUAAGCCAGCGCUUCAGACACCGGUUAGUGGGCGGCGAGCUCCUCAGGAUACAGCUCGCCCAUUGGAUUUGGCGGAGCUCGCACGGGCUGCUGUGUGUGACGUCACACGGCAGGAGGACACCGACCUUAAAAGACCACUCAUGCCGCCUCCUCCUCCGAGAUCACGUCACAGCGAUCCCCCCUCGACACCAACCGCUUUGGCAGCAGCAACACGUGCUGUGCGUGAACAGACCCCACGCAAGAGUGGAGCAGCUCGUCCGCGUCCCAUGCUUGCGGCGGGGGGUGCCGCAUUGGGGGAGUUUUCUGGAGCCGAGGGGUUGGGCAUGCCACGCGGUUCAUGUCGUGAGAAGGCAGUCGCAGAGGUGACUCAGGUGAGUGCUAGGGUUGUUCAGAUGAGGACGGGGGCUGACCCUGUAACCGUGGUGGAGGACGAUCCCAAGACGGAGCCGGCACGUGAGCAGGCCCCACAGGAUGACGAGUACAGGGACGACGAGGAGAGUGAGGAGGAGGAGAGUGACACCAGGGAGGAUGACGACGACGACGACGAACCCUCCCCUCCACCGCAACGUGGUUCUCGUAGACGACGUCGCUCUAGUAGACGACGCAAUGACGUCGACGACCCGUCCCCUCCAGGGCGGCAGGAGACGAGGAGUCGGAGGAGGCGAGGGUGAUCCGUUGCGACCACGCCGGAGCGAGGGAGUGUUUCAUCGACACGCAACAAGGGCGGGGAGAGGCAGAGAGGCAGUGGUAAGGGGAAGGGAGGUCGAGGGUAUUGAGAGUUUCCUUCCCCUUCCAUGUCGCCUUUAUGUUGUUUGUGAUCAGUGUUCUGACCUUUUUGUACAUUGUUUAUGAUGAUGUACAUAUAGUUAGGUUUUAGGCACUUAGGACUAGUUCAUGGACUUCAAUAUGCAGGUAGUGUCGUCGAGAGUGUUUGUUUUUGUACUUUUCUGGCUUAUGUACGGCGUUUUCAUAUUGUUUUUUAGUUAUUGGGUUUUUGUUAGAGGUGGGACUUCAUUCCGACUCGCCGUAUUACGUAG